Messenger RNA from Esox lucius (northern pike), 6656 nucleotides. RefSeq names its product fibronectin leucine rich transmembrane protein 2 (gene flrt2). Lineage: Eukaryota; Metazoa; Chordata; Actinopteri; Esociformes; Esocidae. The transcript has 2 exons. Gene Ontology annotation, molecular function: protein binding. Bases 1007 to 3127 code for a protein of 706 amino acids. The record is from RefSeq and is a predicted model, not a curated record.
CAUAGCCAUCUCUCGAGCUGCUCUGGUAGACACAUUCUUGAGGGAAGGGGUAGGAGGAACCUGAACCACGAAGAGAGUGAGAGAGCCAGAGAGAGGGAGAGAGAGGGAGAGAGAGGUGAGCGGUGCUCACACAUCAAAUGAGUUGGUACCAAACAUCUCUCUGGGAUUCCGCACAUAGAAGGCAAGUUUUCAUCGGUCCCCAAAACAACCCGGACGCAGGCCGUCAUGGCUAGGGAAUCAGGAGGAUACCUUUGCAAGUGCGUGUUCUGUUUCGGGGGACUCCAACUGGACAAGUCGGUGCAUUUUCAGUUUUCUAUAGUCCUGCUCUCCCUCUGUAAUGCUUUACCCAUGGGUUUGAAGAGGGCUGAGCUGAACCUAGUGGUUGUUUGAGCGGCCGCGGAAUAAAAGAAGUGGGGACAGAACAGAAGAUUGUCCUCCGGACCCCAGCAGCAUGCUGUCCGAUAGACCCACGGGAGGCAGCGAGCUCGGAAGCGAUUCGCACAAACAACACCGAAUGGCGCUGGAUCAUAGCGCACGGUUAUAUUCUAGGAUUGCGUGAAGGACAAAGAAAAUAGUUAAACAUGGUAAAGGCGCAUACAAUGAAUACGGAUAAAGCCUCAUACAAGGUCUCUAGAUCCCAAUGUCACCCCCCCUGGACGCUGCUCCGGGCGAGGACCAGCAGGGUGUGACCGUGACAGUGGGUGGCGAGGAGAGGAUAGCAGGUGUCCAUCGAUGCGGUGGUUCAGCAGUAAAUUGGCCCAGGCUGGCCCCUAUGCUGUGAGCAGAGAGUGAGGAGCCCUGCUCCAGUCUGAUAUCUAAGCAUGGAUGGAGUCAGCUUCUGUCAGUGGACCUGCUCUCCCUAAUGAAACACUCCUUUCCUGAUAAAACUGAGGACUAAUACAUUUUAGGGGGAUUCAUCCUAACCAUACAGCUUCCUGUCCUACUACCCCGUAAAGAAAUGAACAGUGUAUGAUUAAACUCUUUUAGAGGACUUUUGUUUUUGUCUAUGCUUUGGGUGGAUUUACUUCAACUCCUUCAAUCCUAUUUCUUGUUUAUUUGGUUUUCGUGUUGCUCUUUUUUUGAUUUCUCCAACCCAAGGUUGUUCUCCUUUUCCACUAUGGAGUUUCAGGCUGCACUGUGGAAUAAAGAUUGGGGCUCAUUCCUGCGUUUCUGGUUGACGGUCUUCCUGAGCCUGAACGUGCACUUCAGUCGUCCUGCUGCCUCAUGCCCAGAGGAGUGCCGCUGUGACAAAACGUUUGUUUACUGCAACGAACGUAGCCUGACGUCUGUGCCAAUGGGACUGAUGGAGGGUUACAAGAUCCUUUACCUCCACAACAACCAGAUCAACAACGCUGGGUUCCCUUGGGAACUACACAACGUGGCCUCAGUGGAAACGGUGUUUCUGUAUGGCAACCAGCUGGAUGAGUUUCCCCUCAACCUGCCCAAGAACAUCCGGGUGCUCCACCUACAGGAGAACAACAUCCAAACCAUCUCGAGGGCUGCCUUGGCCCAAUUGACCCGCCUAGAGGAGCUCCACCUGGACGAUAACUCCAUCUCUACGGUGGGGGUGGAGGAGGGGGCCUUCCGGGAAGCAGUCAGUCUUAAGCUGCUCUUCCUCACCAAGAACCACCUCAGCAGUGUCCCCAUUGGUCUCCCCGAAGACCUCAAAGAGCUGCGAUUGGAUGAGAACCGCAUUGCUGUAAUCGCAGAGGAAGCGUUCCAGAACGUAACGAGACUUCAGCGCCUUUUACUAGACGGGAACUUGCUGACAGACGAGGGUGUGGCCCCGGGGACAUUCCAGGAGCUGACCACCCUCCGGGAGCUGUCAAUGUCCCGUAACUCCCUGACGUUCCCACCGCCCCUCCUCCCGACCCAAUCUCUGGUCAAGCUCAACCUACAGGAAAAUCAGAUGGUCCAGAUCCCUGUCACAGCGUUCUCCAACCUCCAGAGGCUGGAGAAACUUGACAUUUCCCAUAACCAACUGCAAACACUAACACAGGGAGUCUUCGAUGGCCUUGUCAGCCUCACGCAGCUCACUGUUCGGAACAACCCGUGGCGCUGCGAUUGCACCGUCAAAUGGGUGGUGGUGUGGCUCAAGUCGCUGCCAAGCUCCAUAAACGUCCGGGGGUUCAUGUGCCAGAGUCCAGAGAAGGUGCGCGGCAUGGCAAUCAGAGAACUCACCUUGGAUGCCAUCCAGUGCCCAGAUGGGAUAGACCCACAGCCUGACCUCUGGCCUACCCUGCACUCCACGACGCCCCGCCCACAAACCCCCACCUCCACUACCUUCACUACCACCUCCGGGACCAUCCCCGCCCCCACCUCCACAACCUCACCCUACCCUGCGCUGCCCUCCCCUCCCCACGUGCUGCCCCCCCACCCCGCUGGCCCCUUGCCCCCUUACGAGGAUCCCCUUCGUAUAUCAUUCCACGUGGUCAACACCUCAUGCAUCGAGGUGAGCUGGGCUUCUUACUUCACCGUUACGGCCUACAAGGUGACGUGGGUCAAGAUGGGCCAGAGCCUGAUGAGCGACGUCAGCCGCGAGAGGACCGUGAGUGGGGACAGGCGGAAGCUGAUUCUCACCAACCUGGAGCCCAGGUCAGUUUAUCGGAUCUGUGUGUACGUACUGGACACCCUCAACUCAUACCGUCCAGGUGAGGAUACAAUAUGCUCGGAGGCCAGGACCAAGUCGGCCUCGUCCAACUCCAAUAACAACAAGGCCACAGGGUCGGAGCAAGCCCAGUCGGACACCAACUCCACCCUCCUUUUGGCUGGGGUCAUUGGCGGGGCCGUCCUUGUUGUCCUCGUAACAUUGCUGAGCCUGUUUUGUUGGCACACGCACAAGAAGAGCCGCUCGGAGUCAUCCAAGUGGAAAUACAACCGGGGCAGGAGAAAAGAUGACUACUGUGAGGCUGGGACCAAAAAGGAUAACUCUAUACUGGAAAUGACUGAGACCAGCUUUCAGAUAGUGUCGCUGAACAAUGAGCAACUUUUGAAAGGGGAUUUCAGGAUUCAGCCCAUCUACACUCCUAAUGGGGGCAUCGGCUUCAGAGACUGCCACCUCAGUAACAAUAGCUUAGCCUACUGCAAAAGCAGCAACGUUCCCAGCACCGAGUUCUGCCACACGUGAUGCUUCUUUCAGGAUGCUCGCACAUCGGUUGUUUGAGAAAAAAAAAGUAGUUAAAUAUAAUGUAACAUAUACUGUAUAUAUAUAUAUAUAUUUCCAAUUUCUGUCUACCAUGUAAUUUAUACUGUGGACAAUAAUGUGGAGUUCUAUCUGCUAUCUUUUUUAUUCUUAGUAAAAAAGGAAUACAAAUAGUUUUAUAAUUAGUGGGUUUCAAAUACAGUAAGUGGUUUUUGCUCAAGUACUGUCCGUACAUAGGAAUUUGUACAAUCGUGGCACGCUGGUUGGUUAUGAGGAACGCUGUCCUGUCUGUCAGGCUUUUGGGUUGUUGGGUGAUUUGAGGGCUGAGAUUCUUAGCUAACCACAGAAGAAAAAAGAUGGCCUUUGUGUAGAGCCACCCCCUCACAAAAAUGCUAGUUAAGAUAACAGUGUUUGGGGAAACACUAACACUGCUGAUUAGACUGCAGUGGAAAAUAGGCACUGGUGUUUAUUUUUUAUUUUUUUAAAUAAUCAAAGUGCACUUUCUUAAUGCAACAGAGAGCUUAAGCAGACAUUCAGGAAAAUAGCUUUUUUGUGGAGGGUCCCAUCAGAGAGGAAAAGGCACACCUCAACACCCCCUAUUGCCCUCACAAGACUAAGUGCACACAUUUGAAUGUGGUAGGGACGGACGGGGAUACUGCCGACACGGUUGGAUAUACUGUAGAUUUGCCCGCAUUGACACAGGAUGUUGUUCCAGUUGUGGCCACAAGAGGGCAUGUUAUCUUACUCAGUAUAGAGAACAUGUAAGGUCCUAUACCUCCAGUGUCCAGCCAAUUAGACAAUGUUGGCAGAGUUAGUAAUUAAAUAAUUUGAAACUAAUAGUGCUCAGCUGUUAUUUAGCUGCAUUUCUUUUUUUUUUACCACAGUGUGUUACUGUCAUCGGGGACACCCAUGAGGUGUUGUGUGUCUUGUCCUUGCAGGGUGGUGUCCUCACUGACAAUGAAUGUGUAGAAGAUACACUCGGUCACUCCUCUAACUUUCUUUCGUUCUUUAUCAUUUAGUAUUGAAAUGACAAAUGAGUGAAUCACAAUAAACGAUCAAGACGUUUGUUCUCUUAUCUCCUUUCACUGUGUUGAUAGAAGGGCUUUUAUACUGUAGCAUGUGCUGCACUCCCAUUGUCUGCACAGGACUGAGGAUUAUAUUGAUUGAUUGGUUGAAAUGACGCAUUUAUCAUCAAGCCGAAACAAUUAUUUGCUAAUUCUGGAGUCUGCAAAACAGUUCAUGUAGUUAGGUGCCCCGAUGCAUGAACCAUGAGCUUGUCCUCAUUUGAUCUCUGUCUCAUUCUAAAGCUUUUCAGAUCACUGCAUGGGCUCAAUUAAAACUAGUUCUGAUGCUGAACAGUGUGAUGGGGGGAUAGUUGGCUCCCUGUUACGAAAAGGCCUGGUGCCACUGAGAAGUCUUUAUUAUGCACUUCUUACUCAGACUUUAUUUGCUUUGACAAGAUUUUAUUUUGCAGGCCGACUUCAAAGAAUUCCCUGCUUGCCUCCCCCACUCCUAAUCCUCCCCCCAAAAAAGGGAGAAAAAUAUGCAGACGUUAUUUUCACUUGGCAGUUUAAAUGACAAGCUUAGAGAGAGAGAAAGACAGAGAGAGAGACAGAGAGAGAGAAAGAGAGAGAGAGAGAAAGAGAGAGAGAAGGCCAAAUUACAGGAGUGAACCCCUUACCGGGCACCUGUCAGGCAGGCUAAAAUUCUCGAUGAAACCCCUGCAUAUGUGCCUAGUUCUAGAAUAAAAAGCAUUCCUGAAGGAGAAUCUAACAGAGUAAACAGUUAAUACCAUUUCAUGUGUCUCUUGUUUUGUGCUGGGCGGUUCGUGGCUAGAAUCUCUGCUGUUUUGUCUCUUUGAAGAAUUGCCAUGAAUUGCAUGUUAACUCAUUUAGUAGUUACCAAAAAUAGUAAGUGGGGAGCUUAGGGUGCUGUAGAUACUAUGAUGCCAUCUUAAUGUUGAUGCUUAAGCUUUCAAAAUGCUUUCAUAGUGUUUUGAGUGAAAUGUCCACCUACGAAACAGUAAGACAUUAUUUUUGUUGAAAACAAUGACAGCAGCUUAUCUGUGGUUAUCGAGUGUCUAAAUCUUUCUACCAAUGUGCACGUAAGAGUGUAACACAUUGUAUUACGAGCUACGUCCAAUUUCACGUAAGAUCAGUUUAAAACGGUAACUUUGCAAUACAUGUCCAAUAAAACCCUCCAGUGGAAGGCCACCUAUGGUCAGUUUGACACUGCUACAAGGCCCUAGGGCUUUCACAGGUUAUGUAUCCACUUCACUCUACCGGUCUGUUACACAGCAAGCCUAUCCGAUAUUAAUUCGAAACAGCAACAUAUCUUUCAUUUCUUUAACAGUGAUAAGUAUUUCAAUGUAAUGUUAGCCAGUCAGGCCAACCUGUUGCAACACCCUUUCACAAAUGAAAGAAUGUUUAGGAGCGAUAGAGGUCCAUUUAUUGCCUUAACUUCAUGCAGUAUUGUACAGACCAGCUGCACUUAGUUCAAGGAGUUUUUCCAUGAAGAAGCAAGGUCUAAACUGAGAGAAUACAGAGACGAUGACAGUAAUUGAGUAGUUACAGAAUGGAAAGCACACGUUUUCAUAUUGCUUCAACAACGAGUGAGUGACAACACAGAGGCAACAUAACUAAUGAAAGACUGUUCAUUCGUAACAACGCCAUGAGUGGUGCUGGAUAAUGAUACAUGGUGAAUGAGAAGCCUUGUUGGUUAUUUGCAGAAGUACAUUACUCUUAAUUUCCUACUUCAUGUGAAGAAAGUACACAGAUGCAAUGGCGUGACCAAUGGAAUUAGACGGAAUGCAACAGAGAGAAAGGGAAAAAGACUGAAACCUCUGCUUUAUUAUUGUUUCAGGCUUUGAUAGUCAUUUCCUUAAUUCUCAUUGGAAUAAUUAUGGUAAAUCACUGAGGUCAAUUCAAACAAAGCACCCGAGUGGAUAAAAUGUAAUAGAUUUUAAUUCAUCUUUGUUUCGUCUCCUUAAUUUUCAAUUUGAGGGCAAAUUCCUCUUGUGAAUUACUGUCUGCCAUUAUCCAUUAUAGACCAACAAUAAUUCAAGGAUUUUUGCAUCUAUUCACCGAAGUCUUCAGCAAACAAUUGAUGGGUUUUUUAAGUCAUUUCAUUUUCUGUGUUUUGGAUAAUUAACCCUUUUCCAUACAGCUGCUAGGUUGAUUUCAUUGAAAUUAUAUGAAAAAUGAUAGGCGUAUGAAUUGAUCAAAGACAGCAUGCUCUCAAAAUCAACAUGUUAAUGCUUGUCAUUUGAGGGGUUCCUAGCUAUUAUGGCUUUUAAUUUAGACCUUGUGUUGUUGACCUUAACAACAUAAACCAAUAUCCUACUGUUUUAGGAACCAAAGUUACACUUCUGUUCUCAUUAUGAAAUAUAGUUGUUGUCCCAUGUAUGUGCCUUGAGGUUAACUUACAAUGUAAAGUCCUUGAAACCUUUUAAAUGUUUUUGCACAAAAUGUAAAUAUAGAAGUGAAGCUUUUUGCAAAUAAAAGAGCCAUGGGAU